CCGAAAACACGACCACGCCGGUAUAUUAGCAGAGGAGCGACCGACAGUCUCCACAGUCGCCAGACAGAAGCCAUCCGAAACGACACCAUGAAGAGAACUCUAGCUAUUGUGUUGUUGUGCGCCUGCCUUCUGAUGGCCGUGAGCGCGCAGCAGCAGGAGGAGGAGGAGCAGGACACCCUGGCCGAGCCCUACAAGUGCCCGGACGUGUGCGCCGCCCUGUUCGACCCCGUGUGCGCCCAGCUGGGCCGCAGGUACCGGACCUUCGGCAACAAGUGCGAGCUGCGGCGGUACAACUGCAAGAACCAGACGAGAUGGAGGAUUGUGAGGGAAGGUGCUUGCCCUACCUACUGAUCACUACACGCCGCUCGUUGAAACCUCCCAGGGAAGCACACCGGCCAAAAAGAAAACACAAAAAACAACAACAAAAAAACCAAGACCCGAUCCGUUUUGGACUGCAACUUACGCCGACUUUAACUUUGUGCCACACAAUUUCAUCAAUGAAUAAAUUUUAGAAAUCAACUCA
This is a messenger RNA of Frankliniella occidentalis (western flower thrips), 523 nucleotides long. Its product is annotated as U-Kazal-Dg21.2-like. The transcript has 3 exons. Gene Ontology annotation, molecular function: protein binding. The coding region runs from base 88 to 351 and encodes 87 amino acids. NCBI's taxonomy places the organism in Eukaryota, Metazoa, Arthropoda, Insecta, Thysanoptera, Thripidae. The record is from RefSeq and is a predicted model, not a curated record.